Chanos chanos (milkfish) is the source of this 1734-nucleotide messenger RNA. It is a transcript of the gene arrdc1a, whose product is annotated as arrestin domain containing 1a. Gene Ontology annotation, cellular component: cytoplasm. Gene Ontology annotation, biological process: protein transport. NCBI's taxonomy places the organism in Eukaryota, Metazoa, Chordata, Actinopteri, Gonorynchiformes, Chanidae. The record is from RefSeq and is a predicted model, not a curated record. The transcript is spliced from 8 exons. Gene Ontology annotation, molecular function: ubiquitin protein ligase binding; ubiquitin-like ligase-substrate adaptor activity. Bases 17 to 1363 code for a protein of 448 amino acids.
UGGCUGGGAAUCCGAGAUGGGAAAACUUCAAGCAUUCGAAAUAAGUCUAACUGACAACAAAUUGGUUUACAGCCCUGGAGAGUCUAUAUCAGGCACUGUGAAAAUCACUACUGCUCAGGAUAUUCAGUGUAAAGCAAUCAAGGUGAAUUGCAAUGGUAUCUGUGUGGUGAGCAGUAAAGCCAAUGACACGGACUGGGCGGAGGAGGAGCAGUAUUUCAACAGCACCAUAUCUGUGGCAGAUAGAGGCACUCUAAAACAGGGUGAACACACGUUUCCCUUCAAGUUCCUCAUACCAGCCACAGCGCCGACCUCCUUUGAGGGACCAUUUGGACGGACCAUAUACAGGAUCAGAGCGUACGUUGACACUCCCCGUUUCUCUAAGGACUACAGAGCAGAGAAAGCCUUCUUCAUGCUCAAACCUCUCAACCUGAACGAUAUCCCUGAUAUACUGGGUAUCAGCGAAUCCUCUGUAACAAAGAAUUUCUCCUACAUGCUGAUGAAGAAUGGCACGGUCAUCCUGAAAGCUAAAAGUGACCUCAAAGGCUACGUACCCGGCCAGGUCAUCAAAGUGUGGGCGGAAAUCGACAACCAGUCAGGGAAAUCCACUGGUCACGUUGUCGCCAGUCUAAUGCAGAAAGUGACGUAUCGGACCAAGCGGCCGGUGCAGGACCUGCGGGCCAUAGCGGAGGUGGAGGGGAGAACAGUAAAGGGGGGGAAGAAGGCGGAGUGGGCGGAGCAGAUCAUCGUCCCCCCCCUCCCCCAGUCUCCUCUGGAAGGCUGUACUCUCAUCAGUAUCGAGUAUUUCAUCCAGGUCUCUCUGAAGUACCCGGAAACUUUAAUCACGUUACCCAUCCACAUCGGAGACAUCGCCGUCGACACCACGCGUCCGGCCCCCUCCCGACACGCCCCGCCCACCCCAGCACCCCGCGUUCCGGCCAGUUCGCCCAAUCCUACCUCUGGUUCUGGUUCUGGUUCUGGUUCUGGUUCAAGCCCCAGUCUCCCCCCGAGACCCGCCCCCAAGCCCAGACCUCGCAGUUACCACGCCUCCCCCAGUGCCCCGCCCGCCGAGCUGCCCCGAGUUGAGGCGAGCGGUACCCGGAACGAGACGGUCCCCAACAAGAGUCACUCUCAGCGGGGCGCCUCGGGGCCCCUGACUCCCAACGCUUUCAGUUACACCCCGGGCGCCUUUCCAGCCGCCCCUCGCCCGGGCAACGCCUCCGCGCCCCAGUUUUCCGUGUCCACUGGCGCCACCAUACCCUUCUUUGCGGAGGGCAAUGCCACGCCCGUCCCGCCAGACUAUAGGAGCUCUGCUUACCCACAUGAACCUCCUCCGUCCUAUGAAGAGAGCUUCACAAACACUUAAAGGAAGAAGAACAGACAGAAAACUAACAAAACGGACACUGAAGAUCAGCUACACUCCUCCUCUAUCACUUUUUUUUAAAAAAAAAAUCGCUGUCAUUUAUAUUUGUUUGUUUGUUUGUUUGUUUGUUUGUUUUUCCCCUUACUGUGAUAUUAGUACUACUGAGAGCAUGUACCAGAUCUGUGCAGAAACACACACACACACACACACACACACACACACACACACACCAGCAGCGUCGCUACGGGGUUCUGAUUUUGAUAAUGGAAAACUGUUUCUCUUAAACAAUACAAAUGGCAUCUGUGAUGCUCACCGUGCACCUACGGUUCCUCUUUCUUUCUUUUUAACCACUGCCAAGUCAUUUCCCUUUUUUU